GCCUAUUUUAUCGGUUUAUCCGAUUCAUCAUUUAAAGACUUUUUCUACAGGUAUAAUGUGUUAUCCGUUUCCUACGAGCACUAACAAUAUCUAAUCUACAUACCCAAAUUGAUAAAAAAAAUCAUUUGUUUUGUGAUCAUUUUAUGUAAUAUCAGUUGCUCCUUACUGAAAACUGAAUGUGUGAUAGGUGUGAAUGGUGAUAGAAAAUAAUGACUGUUGUUAAUGAGAUCUGUGAGUUGUUGCAGGUGCAUGCUAAUCGCGAUAAGGUAGUUUCGCUUACAUGCUACGCUCUAAAGCUAUGCGGUUCGUCCGGGAAUCGGCCAAGUCUGAUGAAAGCCAGCGCUGGGCUGGCCAGUACACGAGCUACCCUUCGUCUGUAUGACGAUGCGGCAGUGCUGAAGGCAGUUUAUAGUUACGGACUGGGAAAGCAGGAUGGCCCAUUCUGGGGCACGCUGGGAGUGUCAAACGGCCUAUUCACUCUGGCGUACCUGCAAGCCGAGAAGUUAAUGUGGCUCGCCGAUACCGGCUGUCUUUCCCUCGACGAAAAAACCGUCUACAGGGUGAAGGUCGCGCACAAACUGUUCUGGUCGCUGUACACAUUUGUGGGACUCAUAAGGUCUUUACGAGCUCUCCACAUCGCAGCUCAGAAUUUAAACCAAGCUAAGCGUACGAAAUGCGCGCCGCGGCGGUUCCAGUACGCCACGUUAACUACUACCAAGCUGCUGCUGGAUUUUAUCCACGCGGUCACGUGGUUACCACGAGGGUGGUUAUGGGGCGGGGCCGUGCGGACGUCGCACGCCGCGGCGCUCGCCACUGCGGCCGCCGCGCUCGGGAUAGUGCUACACUUUGAGGGGAAGAAGCUUCAACAGCGAUAAACUUGUGCUGAAGAAUAAUUACUCUUGUACGUGUGAUAUUAGUACUGUAGAACCAAUUU
Aricia agestis (brown argus) is the source of this 934-nucleotide messenger RNA. RefSeq names its product peroxisomal membrane protein 11C-like. The transcript has 4 exons. Gene Ontology annotation, cellular component: peroxisomal membrane. Gene Ontology annotation, biological process: peroxisome fission. The record is from RefSeq and is a predicted model, not a curated record. Bases 210 to 875 code for a protein of 221 amino acids. Lineage: Eukaryota; Metazoa; Arthropoda; Insecta; Lepidoptera; Lycaenidae.